CAAGUGCCUGUAUCGGAGUUACUCUCACUUUCUCCAGUCUAUUUAAGCCGAGGGAGAGUCAACUUUUACAUUAAAAUCAAAUUAAAACAUCUCUUCUUCAGAUUCUUCAUCACAACAGUUUUUGCUUCUGAAUCUCUCUCCUUCUCUCUUUCUUCAAAAUGGGAAGUGAAAUGGAGGCAGCAGAGGAUGGACACAUUAGAACUGGAACUUUGUGGACAUGUACAGCCCAUGCUUUUACUGCAAUACUUGGUUCAGGUAUUUUGUCAUUGCCAUGGAGCGUGGCUCAACUUGGUUGGAUUAUGGGACCCUUCGUUCUUGUUACCUUUGCAGCUAUUACUUAUUACGCUGCCGUCAUUUUCUCUGAUUGCUAUCGAAGUCCUGAUCCCAUCACUGGAAGAAGAAACCGCACUUACAUUGAUGCCGUGAGAGCUAUCUUAGGUCCUACCGAUUUACUGGUUUGUAGUAUAUUGCAAUAUAUUAUGUUGUGGGGAACAAUGAUUGGCUACACAAUUACAGCCACCAUUAGUGCAGCGAGUUUGAAGAAAUCAACUUGUUUCCAUGCGAAGGGACAGAACGCAUCAUGUGGCGUAUCAGGAAAUCUAUACAUGCUAAUAUUUGGAGCAAUUGAAAUUAUUCUAUCUCAAUGCCCUAACUUGGAGAAAAUAACAUUCCUAUCCAUCAUUGCCUCUGUUACAUCUUUUCUAUAUUCUGCUAUUGCACUUUCCCUAUCGAUUGCAAAAUUUUCCUCUCAUCUCGAGUUCAAAGGAACUUUCAAGGUUGCUAAUAGUGGUACAGGUUUACCUACAUCGACAAAGAUCUGGAAAGCCUUUCAAGGUCUCGGAAACAUUGCUUUUGCCUACAGCUACUCCAAUAUACUACUUGAAAUCCAGGAUACAUUGAAGUCUCCCCCACAUGAAAAUACGGUAAUGAAGAAAGCGACACUGUAUGCAGUUGGUGCAACGACCCUGUUUUACAUUUCUCUUGGAUGCAUGGGUUAUGCCGCCUAUGGAAAUGAUGCUCCUGGAAAUAUUCUCGCUGGAUAUUAUAAUCUAUUCUGGCUUGUUGACAUUGCCAACCUCGCUGUGGUUAUACAUUUGAUUGGAGCUUAUCAGGUAUUUUCUCAACCACUUUUUGCCGUCCAUGAGACUUGGAUUGGAACAAGAUGGCCAACUUCAUUUUUCAACACUGAUCACACAGCUAAACUCCCAUUCAUUAAAAAGUACACAAUCCGGUUCACCUUGAGCAAGCUUCUGCUGCGAACAGUAUUCGUUACUUUCACGACGGCCAUAGCAAUGAUGUUCCCAUUCUUCACUGCCAUUCUUGGUCUUCUAGGAGCAGUUUCUUUCUGGCCACUGACCGUGUAUUUGCCGGUGAGCAUGUACAUUGUGCAAGCAAAGAUCAAAAGAGGAAGCUCUAAAUGGAUAUUGUUUCAAAUUCUGGGGUUGUCAUGCUUGAUUGUAACGCUCCUUUCUGCAAUUGGUUCAUUUGCAGAUAUUUUAGAGCAAAUGAAGCAUGCAAAGCUGUUUCAUCUUCAAAUCUAGAUGCUUAAGUUACUCUUACAAUUUGUUAUGUCUACCAGUAAUUAACCAUUAGUUGGGAUA
Molecule: messenger RNA, 1601 nt
Organism: Mangifera indica (mango)
Lineage: Eukaryota; Viridiplantae; Streptophyta; Magnoliopsida; Sapindales; Anacardiaceae
Product: amino acid permease 8-like
Exons: 6
Coding region: 159-1541 (460 amino acids)
Cellular component (GO): plasma membrane
Source: RefSeq, a predicted model, not a curated record